AUGUCUUCCAUAAAUGAUAUUAUUAUAGAUCUGAAUAAGUGUAAUAAAAGAUUUCAUUCUGUCCAAGACGUAUAUGGCCCAUUUCAUGAAGAUGCAAUUUUCCAAUUUGAUGUGAAAAAAUCAGUUCAAGAAAAUUUAAACGAAUUAAGUUUCAAGAGUUUGAACUAUUCAGUUGAACACUUGUAUAUUUAUAGAUCCAUUUUUAUCGAAAUCGUUGCUAGAUGGGUUAAUAUUUUUGAAAAAAAAAACAUUAACAAAAAUACAAAUACCCUGCUUAUGCUUGAUAUCUUGAAUUCAAUGGGAGAAAUAAUCACCCUUGCUCCAGAAACAAGUAAUCUAAUUGAAUACUUUGUUAAUAAUAAUUUAGAAUAUUUAAACGCUUUUUUACAAACAAAUCCUCAAAAAGUUCACACAGUUUUGUUAUCUUACUAUAGAUUUUUAUACCAAGAUAAGGAGAGAUUUAUAAAGUUUAUUAAUACCGAUAUUUUGUACAAUUUAUUGAAAAGUGAAAAGAUCUCCAGUAUCGACAAAUUUUUAUCCAUCAAAAUUUUAUCGUACGCUUUGGAUAUAGCAGAAUCAGCUACUCUAACUUUAAUUUCAAAGUAUAUUCAAAAUGAAAAUAAAGAGUUGCUAGGAAAGUUUGAUAAACAAAAUAAUGUAAAUUUCAAAUUUUUGGAAUUAAACGAAGCUGCUAGAUUUUCCGUUUUUAUGAAAUUGCCUACUAUCACAGAUGAAACAAAUCUUUUACAACGUUUUGUUAUCUCAGCUUCUGACUUGAGCCCCUUUGUUGUUUCCGUUUUUGGUGUAUUAGUAAUUAAUUUAAACCAAUACAAUAAAGAGGUAUCAACACUAAACAACUCCGAAUUAGUACCAACUGCGCAAGCUUUAGCCUCAAUUAAAACCGUUGCUUCUUACAUUCAAUGCUCGAAGCCAGUUUUGAUCCAUGGACCUUCUGGUUGUGGUAAAACUUUUUUAAUUAAUGAGUUGCAUAACUGUAUUUCUCCAAAUGAUUCAUCUUCACUAAUAAAAAUCCAUUUAGGAGAACAAACCGAUGCUAAACUUUUAUUGGGUACUUAUACAUCAGGCUCGAAACCAGGCACCUUUGUUUGGAAAAAUGGUGUUUUGACCACCGCUGUGAAAGAAGGUAAGUGGGUUCUGAUUGAAGAUAUUGACAGAGCUCCAACUGAAAUAGCCUCUGUAUUAUUAACUCUAUUGGAAAAAAAAGAGUUGGUUAUUCCCAAUCGAGGACAAAUUAUUAAAUGUGGUAAUGGCUUUCAAUUGCUAUCUACAAUCACAUCUUCACCUGACAAAACAAAAGAUAUUGAUAUUAUUGGAAAACGAUUAUGGAAUAUCGUCGAAGUUCCUCCAACUACCGAUUUACAAACAAUUUUAUCUGAAAAAUAUCCAUUAUUGUCAAAUAUAAUACCUACUUUAAUUGAAACUUUUGAGCAGGUCAAAUCCAAAACAGAAAAUCCACAGUUUAUUUCGUUAAAUAAAGGUGUUCAUCCACGUAUUAUUUCAGUAAGAGAUUUAAUGAAAUUAUGCGACCGUAUAAACAUCCAUUUCCAACGUAACAAUGUUUCCGCUUCUAAUCAAUUACUAGAGACUUCCUUAUAUGAUGCUAUAUUUUUAGAAACGUUGGAUUGCUUUACUUCUGCUAUUAGUGAGCUGCGAGCUUUAACACCUUUAGUCAAAAUUAUCGGCGAAUGCUUGCAGGUUCCAUCUUCUAGAAUCCAGAUGUACUUGUCUUCCCAAUAUGUUCCCGAGUUUGAUAAUUCUUCCGACGAAAUUAAGAUUGGUAGAGCUAUUUUGGCUAAAUCUGCAUUGAAAACCCAAAAAAAGACUAUAAAUAAAACUUCGUUUGCCACAACAAACCAUGCCAAGAGAUUGAUGGAACAGAUUUGUAUGAGUGUUGAUAUGACAGAACCUGUGUUGUUGGUUGGUGAAACCGGUACGGGUAAAACCACCGUAGUCCAGCAAGUUGCGUCUUUAAUAAAUAAGAAAUUAACAGUUAUUAAUGUUUCUCAACAAACUGAAAUGAGUGAUUUAUUGGGUGGUUACAAGCCCGUAAACUGCAGAAGUAUUGCUAUUCCUUUAGUGGAAGAGUUCGAGGAGCUUUUUGUUGCUACUUUUUCCAUGAAGAAAAAUGAAAAGUUUUAUAAAGUUUUACACAAAUGUGUACAAAAACAACAGUGGAAAAAUGUCAUUCGUUUAUUUUACGAAGCUUACAAGAUGGCAUCGUCUAUAUUAGCAAAGCCGUUUAAUAUUGACAAUGCUAAAAGUGAAGACGUACCAAAAAAGAAAAGGAAGUUAAACGUUCACGAAAAGGAACUACUCCUAGAAAAAUGGACCAAAUUUAAUGAAGAGGUAAAGGUUUUUGAAAUACAGUCCAAGUCUAUCGAAAACUCUUUUGUGUUUGAUUUUGUGGAAGGUUCGUUGGUUAAAGCCGUUAGAAAUGGCGAAUGGCUCUUGCUAGAUGAAAUUAACUUAGCUUCAUCAGACACAUUAGAAAGCAUUGCUGAUUUAUUGACCGAACCUCAAAAUAGGAGUAUAUUGUUGUCGGAGAAAGGUGAAGCCGAAUCAAUUAAAGCUCACCCAGAAUUCAGAAUUUUUGCAUGCAUGAAUCCGGCCACAGAUGUCGGUAAACGUGAUUUGCCUGGGGGUAUCCGUUCUAGGUUCACGGAAAUUUAUGUUCAAUCUCCAGAUAAAGAUAUCAACGACUUACUAAGAAUUAUUGAUAAGUAUAUUGGAAAACACAGUAUAAGUGACGAAUGGAUUGGUAAUGACAUUGCCGAGUUGUAUUUAGAAGCUAAGCGUCUCGCUGAAGAAAACAAGAUUGUAGACGGUUCAAACCAAAAGCCACAUUUUAGUAUUCGUACUUUAACUCGUACUUUGUUAUACGUUGUUGAUAUUGUUAGAAUAUACGGUUUGCGUCGUUCUUUAUAUGAAGGGUUUUGCAUGAGUUUUUUAACAUUAUUGGAUUUAAAAUCUGAAAAUAUUUUGAAACCGAUAAUUAAAAAGUACACCAUCGAUAGAUUGAAAAAUGCAAAAUCUGUUUUAUCUCAAACAGUACCAUCGCCUGGUCCAGAAUAUGUAAAAUUUAGACACUAUUGGAUGAAAACUGGCCCAGAGCAAAUUCAAGAACAGCCUCAAUACAUUAUAACACCAUUUGUGGAAAAGAAUAUGCUAAAUUUAGUCAGAGCAACAUCCGGUCGAAGAUUCCCAGUGCUAAUUCAAGGUCCAACUUCUAGUGGUAAGACUAGUAUGAUCAAAUAUUUAGCCGAUAUUACCGGUCAUAAAUUUGUUCGUAUUAAUAACCACGAACACACAGACUUGCAGGAAUAUUUGGGUACUUAUGUCACUGAUGAAACGGGGAAAUUGUCUUUUAAAGAGGGUGUGCUAGUUGAAGCUUUACGGAAUGGUUAUUGGAUCGUUUUGGAUGAGUUAAAUUUGGCGCCUACAGAUGUAUUAGAAGCUUUAAAUAGAUUGUUAGAUGAUAAUAGGGAAUUAUUUAUCCCUGAAACACAGGAAACGGUUCAUCCUCACCCAGAUUUUAUGUUAUUUGCCACUCAAAAUCCUCCUGGUAUAUAUGGUGGCCGUAAAAUAUUGUCUCGUGCUUUCAGAAAUCGUUUCUUAGAAUUGCAUUUUGACGAAAUACCACAAGAUGAAUUGGAGGUGAUUUUAAGGGAACGUUGUCAAAUUGCACCAUCCUACGCAAAGAAAAUUGUUGAAGUUUACCGCAAACUAUUGGUUCAGCGUUCCGCUAAUCGUUUAUUUGAACAAAAGAAUAGUUUUGCAACGCUACGUGAUUUAUUUCGUUGGGCAUUGAGGGAAGCUGUUGGUUACGAAGAUUUGGCUGCUAAUGGAUACAUGUUAUUGGCGGAAAGGUGCAGAAACGUUGAAGAAAAGAGUGUUGUUAAAAAUAUUUUGGAAAAGGUCAUGAAAGUCAAACUAAAUAUGGACCAAGUUUAUAUGAGCUUGGAGGACAAAAAACUAUUGGAAUUAAAGAGUUCUGUUGUUUGGACCAAAGCUGCCCGUCGACUAGCUAUUCUAGUGUCUACAUGUUUGAAAAAUCAUGAACCAGUUUUGCUAGUUGGUGAAACUGGAUGCGGUAAAACCACUAUUGUUCAAUUGCUCGCACAAUACCUGAAUAAAGAAUUAAUUACCAUCAAUGCUCAUCAAAACACAGAAACAGGUGAUAUAUUAGGUGCCCAAAGACCCGUUCGUAAUAGAUCAAUGUUACAAUCUGAUUUGUGCUCUUUAUUAACAUCUGUAUUAAACGUAGAAAAGGGCACCGACUUGGCACUUUUGCUAGAAAUGUAUGACAAACUACCUGAAACAGCUGUUGACUUGGAAACAAGAAAUGCCAUUAAGAGCAAACGCGAUAAUAUGAAAGUUUUGUUUGAAUGGUGUGAUGGGCCCUUAAUACAGGCUAUGAAAGAGGGAAAUUUCUUUUUGUUGGAUGAAAUAUCCUUAGCUGAUGAUUCUGUUUUGGAAAGAUUAAACAGUGUUUUGGAACCGGAAAGAAGCUUGUUACUAGCAGAAAAGGGCUCUGUAGAUAAUUUUAUUACAGCUGAUGGUGGAUUUCAAUUUUUUGCCACUAUGAAUCCAGGUGGUGAUUACGGUAAGAAAGAGUUGUCGCCAGCUUUGCGGAAUCGUUUUACUGAAAUUUGGGUUCCAUCAAUGGAAGACUUUCAAGAUGUCCGCAUGAUUGUUUCUUCCAAGUUAGAAAAGAAAUCCAGAACUCUGGUUGAUCCAAUUGUCAAAUUUUCGGAAUGGUAUGCCAUGAAAUAUGGAGCUGGUAAUGUUGCUAGUGGUGUAAUAUCGCUUCGUGAUAUUUUAGCAUGGAUCGACUUUGUUAAUUCUGUUACUCCCAAAGUACAUGAUAGCUAUGCAGCUUUGUUGCAUGGUGCUUCAAUGGUUUUCAUUGACGCGUUGGGUACAAACAAUACGGCAUAUUUAGCAGAAAAUUCCAAGAUUUUAGUAGCACAGAAAAAAGACUGUGUUGAUAAAUUAUCGUCCUUAGUAAAUAAAGAUUUAUCCAUUUAUUUACAAGACAGAUUUUCAAUUGAACUUACUGAUUCUAAACUUUCUUGUGGACUAUUUGAAGUUACUAGAAUACCAGAUACAGCAAAUACACCUUCUUUUAAUAUGGAAACACCUACUACUUCCAGCAAUCUAAUGAAAGUAGUUAGAGCGAUGCAAGUGAAUAAGCCGAUUUUGCUGGAGGGUAGUCCUGGUGUUGGUAAGACUAGUUUAGUUUCAGCUUUGGCUGAUGCUACAGGAAACAAAUUGACACGUAUAAAUUUGUCUGAGCAAACAGAUUUGGUUGAUUUAUUCGGUUCUGAUGUACCAGGGGAAAGAACUGGUGAAUUUUUGUGGAGAGAUGCUCCAUUUUUGAGAGCUAUGCAGAAUGGUGAAUGGGUUUUGUUGGAUGAAAUGAAUCUAGCCUCACAAUCAGUAUUGGAAGGUUUAAACGCCUGUUUAGAUCACCGUGGUGAGGCUUAUAUCCCAGAAUUAGACAAAACUUUUUCAAAACAUCCAAAUUUCUUAGUUUUUGCAGCUCAAAACCCUCAAUAUCAAGGUGGGGGUAGAAAGGGACUACCAAAAUCUUUUGUUAACCGUUUUAGUGUUGUUUAUGUGGACAUUCUUACUUCUGAAGACCUUUCUUUGAUUGCCAAACAUUUAUACCCUAAUAUUGAUCCCGAUAUUUGUUCCAAGAUGAUUGCAACCAUGUCUAGACUAGAAGAGGAGGUAACAAUUAAAAAAACAUGGGGGUCUUCUGGCUCUCCUUGGGAAUUCAAUUUAAGAGAUAUUUUGAGGUGGUUGAAGUUAUUAAGUGCGGCUUCAAUCAACAAUGAUAUUAAGCCGUACGAUUUUUUAAAUAUUAUUGUUACUCAGAGAUUCAGAACCAAGGAAGACCGUGUUAUUGCCAAUAACUUGAUUAGUGAGGUUUUUGGUUCUGUGGGCAAAAGGGGUAACUUUUACAAUUUGUCAAAGGACUACGUCCAAAUUAACGGUGAACUAUCCAAGCGUAACGUUUUGAAUCAGUACAUAAACAAUGACCAUUUAUUGCCGCUACAAUGUAAUUACGAGAUUUACGAAUCUGUUUUAAGAUGUAUUAAUUAUAAUUGGCCUUUAAUUUUGGUUGGACCUACGAGUUCUGGUAAAACAGGUAUUAUUAGAUUUAUUUCUGAAAUUGUUGGUGCUAAAGUUAUUGAAUUUUCCAUGAAUAAUGAUAUCGAUAGCAUGGAUAUUUUAGGUGGAUACGAACAAGUAGAUUUGGUUAGAAAAAUAUCAUAUGUUGUGGAGGAAUUAAAAUUUUUGUUGAAAGAGUUAAUUAUUGUCAAUACAUGUGCAGAUUCUGUGAAUGCAAAUCCUGCCACCAUAUUGUAUGAUUACAUCAGUUCUAAUGUUAUUAGUCCAAAGAAUUUUGAAGAAUUCAGAUUUUUAUUUAACGAACUUACUAAGGCCUUAUCCAGAGUUGAAAUAUUGAAACUUAUUGAUACAAAGAUUGAACAUCUUCAUGCUGUACUUAAAGAACAAAGAUCUGUUAGGUUUGAAUGGUUUGAUGGUAUGCUUGUUAAAGCCGUAGAAAAUGGUGAUUGGUUAGUUUUAGAUAAUGCCAAUCUAUGCUCGCCAUCUGUAUUGGAUAGAUUGAAUUCUUUGUUGGAAAACAAUGGUUCCUUGGUUAUCAACGAGUGUAAUUUAGCAGACGGUAGUCCAAGGAUAGUGAAACCUCAUAAAAAUUUUAGGUUAUUUUUAACUGUAGAUCCCAGAUAUGGAGAAUUGUCUAGAGCUAUGAGAAAUAGAGGGGUAGAAGUUUAUGUGGAAUCUAUUGAAACACGUGCAACUGUUUUCGAUAAGUUGUCUUUAGAUUUUCUGCCCAAAAACCCUCUAUUUGGUUCCGAUAUUGACGAAAGAUUUUUAUCCAUUUCUUUACAGGAACGUAGUGUUCCCAUUUCUAAGUUUGUACCCGCUUGUAUUUCAUUUUUCUUGCCUUUCACAAGGUUAUAUGACGUGAUUCUAAUGGGGGCCAGUUCUGAUUCGAUUGUGUCAUUAAUUCCCUUUUCUGAUUUGAAAGAAUUUGAGACAUGGAAGAAUAAUGUACUGAGCUAUAAAUUUUUUUCAGAGAGCGCUUUGAUCAGCAAAUUUUCUGACUUUAUUGAAUGUUUAAAAAAGCUCGAUUUGCCGAAUAAUCUAAGAAAGUUAUAUGGCAAUUGUCAAGGGAUUUCUGAAGAGCUGUUAGGAUCUCCAAACACAUUUGUUGAUUCUCAAGCUUUAUGCACUGUAUUGAAUGAAUAUAUUUUAUCUUCUAUAAAGGAAAGCAACGAGUAUGCUGCCAGCGCAGAUGCAGUUUUUUUGUUUGAAACAGUUUCCCAACAAAUCGAAGAAGAAAAAUUAUUAGAAUUUACUUUUAAAAAAGCAGCACACGGUAAGUUAAACGAAUUGAAUUAUUUGCAACAAUCUGCUGCUUAUACAAAUGGACGUGUAAUGAAAAAUCCUCCUAAAAUUCCAAUUUUCAAUUUGUUGAAUAAUAUAAACAAAUUUAUAUUAAAUGAGCUGGCGGGUAAAAGCUUAUUCAAAACAAAGGAAAAAUAUAAAAUUUUGUUAGGCUUAUGUUUAAUCUGGAAUUGUGCUUUCGAUAUCUCAUUGGACAAAAAUGAAGCUAAGCUUAGAGUUUUCCAUGAAUUAUUAUCCAAUUGGGUGGAAAGGAAUAGGCAAUAUAUUAAUACAGAUGCUGUUUUGUAUUUUAUCCAAGAAUUUGGCUCUUCCUUAGAAUUGACUACCGGUGUAUCAAUGCAUUUGAUUUGGGAAUCUUUUAGGGUAAAAUAUCCUUCAUCUUCUGAAAAUUGGAGCAAGAUCUACAAGAUUAGGGAACUAUUUAGUUUGUUUGAUGAGACCAUUAAAUCUCAAUUUAACGACACAUACGGUUCAAUUGUUGAACUAAGAGAAACUCUAUUUGUUAUUGUAAACAGAAUAUUAAAUGAUGAAUUGUUCGAUGCUUCUUCUGUCAUCUCUAAAAUUGAAAAUAGCCUGUUAGAUCUUAACAACGUUUCUUCAAAAUUUCUAAUAAAACGGAAUCAUUACUUUUUACAAGAGUUUGAUUCUCUGACGAGACUCGUAUUUAGAAAAGAUCCGGAACUAGAAUCACUUAUUAUUUCCUUUUCUCCAAACUCAAGCAUUCCAUCCGAUAAGUUGUGCAAGCUAGUUACAAAUAGUUACACUUAUCCGUGCGUGUUUGAUUUAUUGUGGAAAAAGAUUGGUGAUAAAUUUGUUUCGUUCACCAAGGAUGUCAUUGUGCCAGAAGUUUUUAUAAGUUCAAUUUCAAAAGUCAACCAUUUAAAAGAAUCACAAGGGUUUCAAGUGAGUCAAACUCUAGAUGAUCUUUCUUCGUUGUUAAGGUCAUUUAUUGUAUCAUCACCCGUUUUGCUAGAAGAUAAAUUGCUAUACUUUGCCAAUAUAUUGAAAGAUUUAUAUUAUAAGAUUGUUUCCCUACACUUGAGGGAUUCUAAUGUAGCAAGCAAAAGUGCCAAUGAGUUGUAUGAACAAAUUGAGUCAUGUGACAACGAAAGUUUUAAAAGAAUUCAUAACCGUUUUCUAUUUCCAUGCAUUUUGAAUAUGGAAAAGAAAAAUAUAAACUGGGAAUCUCUAGGUAGGACAUGGAUAUUGCUUUCAGUUGGUUUAUUGCAACUAUAUGUACCAAGUUCUGCAUACGACCCAGCAAUUAGAGAGUACGUAUUUUACGAUAUAUAUUUGAAACAAAAGAGCAUUUCUGAAUCAAUCCUCAAGAACUGGAAAGCUGUUGGAACUACUAUCAGCGGGGAUAUUCCUAUAUAUACAGAAGAAGCUUGUAAAAAAUUCACUGUUUCUAAAGUGCCAGAAAAGCCACAGGUUUAUCGUCCACCAGGAUCUAUUGAUCAAUUGUUUGAUGAAUGGAACGCUUUUAUGAAGACCAAUGUCGAUUAUCAAAUUAUAGAAAGCUUAUUAGCUUCAUUAACUGAAAUCACCGAAAUGUCUAAAGAUAGAUUGGAAAUGUUUCAUCAAACCUCCUCACAGUUUUUAUACAGAUUAGAAUCACACUAUUCAAUUUAUGUUGAUUUGAAUGAUAUAUUUAUGGGAUAUGUUUAUGGUAUCAAGUUUGGAUUUGAUCUGAUUAAACUGUCUAAGUGUGCGGCAAGCACAGGUCCUAAUUUGGAUCCGAUAAUGUGCGCUGAUAUUUUGGCGAUUUCCAACGAGGAUUUAGUAGUCGAAUGGUUCAAUAAUCUAACCAAUUACUUUAAGACAAAGUCAGUAGAUGCAACAGCUGUUGAUACUUUGCUAUUGUAUUUUAUAAAAGUUUUCAAAUUUCACCAGAGAAGUGAUAAAUUAAGAGGUCUAUUUUCUGAAGUUUUAAAUGCCCUAUACUAUAGAUGGUCUUUACGUCGUAUGAAGGAUGAAGAAAAAGCUAAUCAAGAUAGUUCCAUGUUUAAAUACACUGAUGAUUCCGAAGCAAAUGCGGAAGAAGAAUUUAAGAGAUUGUUUCCAGAUUAUGAGGAAAUUAUGUCUACAUCUGCCACAAAUAAUAAAGAUGAAGGUUCUAUAGGUUCCUUGAAUGAAAUUUAUUAUGAUUUGGCUAGCACAUAUAUGGAGCUAUUUUCUAAUUCUGAAUACGGUUAUGAUGAAAUGGUUGAAGAGGGCUCAAAGAUUACUGAAAUAUUGUAUAAAACGUGCACUGGUUCAACUUUGACAGGCUUAUCAGAGAAUGGACUAAUGGCCGUUAUUCAAAAAGUAUCGAAGGAAAUAAACUCGUUUAAAGCAACUACUGAGGAAAAUCCAUUAGAUUUUUAUAGAGAUUAUUCCAUCGUUGAAUCAAGAAAAUCCAUUAAAAUGGUUGAGUCAUUGUUGAAUUCGGUAAAUGCAAAUUUAGAAAAAUGGCCUGAACACGGCACUCUUACUGAGCUAUUCCGUAUUUGUACAGAGUAUUUGGAAUAUCCGAUUUGUACGCCAAUUGCCAGAUUAUUACAAAAAAUAGAACAAAUCUAUACUUUUGUUUCUGAAUGGGAAAAAUAUGCAUCAAGCCAGGUUUCUAUGAAAUCGCAUAUAAAUGAACUUACUCAAUUGGUUGUUUCGUGGAGAAAAUUGGAAUUGUCUACUUGGAAUGAACUAUUUAAUUCUGAAGACAAAAUUCUUGAAAAGCAAAUUGGUAAGUGGUGGUUUUAUUUGUUUGAAAACAUUAUUGUAGUUAACUCUAAGAAAGACGCAACAAAUUCUUCUGAAACUUAUGGUUCUCUUUUUUCUGUAUUGAAUUUGUUUUUCAGCAAAAGUUCCCUUGGCGAAUUUACUGCCCGUUUAAAAUUGGUUAAAGCAUUUGCUUUACACAUUAGUAGUUUGACGGAUAUCGAUUAUGUUAUUUUGCACUCUUUAGAAAAUGCUAUUCAAUUUUAUCAGCAAUUUAAACCGAUGGUUGAUGAGCAUAUACAUACUGGAAGAAAGGAUUUGGAAAAAGAUGUUAAAGAAGUUAUUCUUUUAGCUAGUUGGAAAGACGUUAAUAUAGAUGCAUUAAAACAGAGUUCUCGUCGUUCUCAUAACAAUUUGUACAAAUUGGUUAGAAAAUAUAGGUGUUUGAUAUCAGGAAGUGUUUUAAGUUUCAUAGAAAGCGGUAUGCCAAGUAUCACCGGUAACUUAUCCAACAGUAUUCCAGAAACGCAGAUAGCAUACUUCAAACACAAUGCUAGCUUUAGUACCUCAAGAAAAAUUCUACAACAAAGCACUGAGUGGGAAUCACGUUCUGAGCCUUUAAAAAAUGUUGAGUUGGUUGAACGCAAUAUGAAGGUGUACGCUAAUAAAGUAUCUGGGGAAGAAUUUCCUAACCUAUAUGACUUUGCCAUGGAAAUUAAGAAGAGAGCUGAUAUUUUACGCAGUGAAACGCCGACUGUUUAUAAGAAAGAUUUAAAGAAAGUUAUUUCCAGUUUGAAAAAUCAGAAAACAAAAUUAGUGACUGAUACGAUUAAAGAAUUGAAGCGUAUAGGACUAAAAACAAAUUUCAGAGAAGACAUUCACAAAGUACAAUCAUCUGUUACUUCAAUUUUAGUUAAUACUAAAAAUUUUGGUGAAACAGAAUUUGAAGGUUGUGAUAUUUACUUUUUCAGGUUGUUAGAUUUGUUACCCAGAUUGAGAAGCUCUGUUGCCAGUCCAAAUGAAGAUUUGCAACCGGGAAUUGCCUCCAGGGGUAUGGCCAUGGCUGAAAACCUAAUUUUUUCUUUAUUGACCAGUAGAGACCCCUUAUACAAGUUGGGUUCUAAUUUUGGCAAAUUUGAAGGGUUAAGAAAGUUGCUGGAAGAUUUUGUGUGUUCUGAUGAAAUAUUUUCUAUGCAUGGCUUUUCUUUGAAAGAUAAGUUUAGCUCAUUUAAAUACUGCAUUAAGUGGCUGCCUACUAUUAUUGAUUAUGCUUUGAAUUCUUUGAGCUAUUGCUGCGGUAUUCAGGGCAUCAAUUUGGAUGUGUCCAUAUUGGAAGAUUUCAAAAGGAGUUUUGAACAAUAUUCUAUUAAAAGCAGAAAUGUUCAUAUUUUAGACAACACUGUUUCUAAAUUAAUUUCUGAUUUUGAAAAUAAAAUUUCCGUGUUUAUGACUUAUUUAUCUAAUUCCGAUGAAAAGGCUGUAUCAUUUAUUUUUACGGCAGUUGCUAAUUGGAUUAAAAAUUGUCAACAUUCUGUUGAUUUUGAUGAUAAUCCAGUCAUAAGAGAGAAUGCGUCAAUAGAAAAGGUGGAUAAUUCUUUCCGUAAACUCUAUACUUCUAUUAUUGUAUCAACUCAAAAAAUUAUGGAAUGCCAUGGUCCUGCUAUUGAUACUGAUACUGAUAAAUGGUUGCUACUUGUCAAUCAAAGAUUACAUGGCUAUGUUAAAAAUUUAUUCUCCAAACAAGUUACCAUUAACCUUGAAGAAUGCUGUAAAAUUUUAUUCAACAAUGAUUUUGACAGGGGAGACUUUGUUAUUUUGAAAGCAUUAGCUUCAUUUACAUUACCAAUAAUUAAUAGCUAUUUCAAGCUUUUCGCUUCGAUUUUAAACAAAACCAGACACAAUUAUUACAAUACCAGUCGUGCAACUUUUGUUUUUUGUUCGUUGUUAUCGACCUUAUGUAAAGAUGGUUUCUGUUCUCCUGAACCACCGUCAGAAACUACUGAAGAUAAUAAUAUGCAGGAUGGGACUGGCCUUGGUGACGGUGAAGGUGCUAAUAGCAACAAAGAAGAUGUUGAAGAAGACGAGGAUUUAUUGGAAGAUGCCGCUACUUCGAACCCAGAUCAGAAGGAGAAAGAUGAAAAUGAGGAAAAUGAGGAUAAAGAUGACUCUAUUGAAAUGGAAAAUGAUUUUGCGGGUGAAUUGGAGGAUAUUUCGGAUGAUGAGAAAGAAAAUAACGAGGAAGAAGAAGAAGAAGAAGAAGAAGAAGGAAGUGACGAGGAUGGUUUAGACGAGGCCAUUGAUGACUUGAAUGAAGAUGCUAUUGACGAGAAGAUGUGGAACGAAGAAGCACCAGAAGAUAGCAAAGAAAAAGAGAGUGAUGAGCUGUCGGGUAAUAAGCAAGAAGAUGAUAUGCAAGCUGCAGAAAAUGAGGAGGCAAAUAAACCACCUGAAAGCGAAAAUCCGGUUGGAAAACCUGAUGAUGAAGAUAAAGCUGAAGGUGAAGAUGAUGGGUCUGAUAAUGAAGAUGAAGAACAAGACGUUGGGGAACAAGAAGAUGAGGUUAGAAAUGAUGAGGACAGCGAUUAUUUGGAUAAGGGAGUUGAAGAGGUUGAAACGAUGGAUCUACCGGAUGAUAUGAAUUUAGAUUCCGAAAAUGACGAUGAAGAAGACGACAACGAAAAAGAAAAUGAAAAAGAAGAAAAAGAAGGAGAAGAAGAAGAGAAUAUCGGAUCUGGUGAAGAAUUUGAGGAUAAUAUGGAUAUUAGUGAACUGGAUAAUGACAAUGCUAAGCAAGUCUCCAAUGAGGAAGAAGAAGAAGAAGAAGAAGAAGAAGAAGAACUGGCGAAUACAUCAGAGGGGGAAAAGGAUGAGGAAGAAUUGGAUGAUGCACAUGAUAUCGACCUAGAAAAUUCUGGUGCUGCUGAAGACGAUAAGGAUAAUAGCGAUAAAGAGUUAGAACCAGAAACUAUGGUAGAAGAAGAACAGAAGGAUGGCGAUAAAAAUGGCGACGACAAUAACAAGGAUGAUCUUAUGGAAGGUUUGAAUGCCGCUGAGGACGCUGAUGAACACAAAAUGACUGAUGAAGUAUCCGCGCAACAAGAAAGUGGAAACAAGGGCUCUGGUGCCGAUGCGUCGGAUUUCCAAGAAGAACAAAAUGAUGUUGGUGGUUCAGGUAAUGCUCAAGAACAAGAUAGCAACGAGAAUAAAGAACAGCCGGAAAAUCAAGUGAAUGAUACUUCACGUGACCAGGCACGGGAAAACCUAAGACAAUUGGGGGAUUCCUUGAAGGAAUUUCAUAGACGUCACCAAGAUAUUCAAGAAGCUGGUACGAGCGAUGAAAAUGUGCAAGAAGACAAGGCCAAUUUGAACCCUACAGAAUUUGAACAUGUCGAUGGUGCCAGCAGUAAUACUGAUACCCAAGCUUUAGGAUCUACAAGCCAAGAUCAAGCCACUGGUAUUGAUGAAGACAUGGCAAUAGAUGAUGACCUUGAAGAUGAGGAGAAUGCUGAAAAUCCUAUGGAAGACAUUAACAUGGAAAAUGAUCAGGUUGAAGAAGAAAUAUUGGAAGAGGGUACUGAACAGGUAGACCAACAAGCAAAGGAUAAUAAAGGGAAGGGUGAAAACGGUCUUAUUGGCGAGCGUAAUGAAAGAGAUGCCAUUUCUGAAGGAGAAGUUUUGAAUUUUAGUUUGGAUGAUGCAAGUGAUUCAGUGGAUGAGUUAGAUUAUAUAAUCAGAGAAGAUGGGAACGAAGAUGCAGUUGAGCCACCGAGAUCUAUUGAAGAAUCGAGAAUUUUAUGGCAAAAGAAUGAAGUUGAGACAACUGAAUUGGCUUCUGGUUUGAGUGAACAAUUGCGUUUAAUAUUGGAACCUACACUAGCUACUAAAUUGAGAGGCGAUUACAAGACUGGUAAAAGAUUGAACAUGAAAAGAAUAAUUCCAUAUAUUGCCUCCCAAUUCCGUAAAGAUAAAAUUUGGUUGAGGAGAACUAAGCCUAGUAAACGUCAAUAUCAAAUUAUGAUUGCAAUUGAUGAUUCCAAAAGUAUGAGCGAAUCUAAAAGUACUGAUUUGGCAUUCCAAAGUAUUUGUUUAGUUUCUAAAGCUUUGACGCAAUUAGAGAGUGGUGGAUUGAGCAUUGUCAAAUUUGGUGGCAACACCAAAGAAGUUCUCAAGUUUGAUCAGCCAUUUAGUCAAGAAACCGGAGCCAAAGUUUUUCAAUGGUUUGAUUUUCAAGAUACCAAGACUGAUAUAAAAAAAUUGGUUGCACAAUCAAUUAAGAUUUUUGAAGAAGCUCGUUCAUCAAGUGAUAGUGAUUUAUGGCAAUUAGAGAUAAUUAUAUCUGAUGGUGUUUGCGAAGAUCAUGCAACAAUUCAAAGAUUGGUUCGUCGUGCCAGAGAAAAUAAGAUUAUGCUAGUUUUUGUGAUUUUAGAUGGUAUUAAUAGUAGUGAAUCUAUUGUGGAGAUGAGCCAAGUUAAAUAUGUUCCGGAUGCUUUGGGGAAUAUGAACCUACAAGUUGAUAAAUAUUUGGAUACUUUCCCAUUUGAAUUCUAUGUAGUGGUGCAUGAUAUCACCGAGUUACCAGAGAUGUUAUCAAUCAUUUUACGUCAAUAUUUUUCGGAACUAGCAUCUAUGUAA
Molecule: messenger RNA, 14793 nt
Organism: Saccharomycodes ludwigii
Lineage: Eukaryota; Fungi; Ascomycota; Saccharomycetes; Saccharomycodales; Saccharomycodaceae
Gene: REA1
Product: AAA family ATPase midasin
Exons: 1
Coding region: 1-14793 (4930 amino acids)
Biological process (GO): ribosomal large subunit assembly; rRNA processing
Cellular component (GO): nucleus; preribosome, large subunit precursor
Molecular function (GO): ATP binding; ATP hydrolysis activity
Source: RefSeq, a predicted model, not a curated record